Medioppia subpectinata is the source of this 444-nucleotide messenger RNA. Lineage: Eukaryota; Metazoa; Arthropoda; Arachnida; Sarcoptiformes; Oppiidae. The record is from the annotation of a GenBank genome assembly.
GACGACACUGUGUUUGCGGUCGGCUUUUCAAAGUACGGUCUCUAUAACCAACUACUCGAUGGUGUGAUCACUUGUCCGCAGAUCGACGGCAAGGAUAUCAAAACAAUGGCCGCAGGUUUCAGCGGAAUGACAUUGAUUGCACACUCGGCGCCCUUCACUGACCAAAACUAUGGCUCAGCUCUGGUCACACCCGACGGUAAAGUGGUUGGCAUUAAUGUCAAUAAAGCCUCAAAGACUAGUUUCUAUGCGCUUUCAGUUAAUAAUCCGUUUUUUGCCAUAAUUAUGAAGGAUAUCGACCAGUAUUUGAUUGCAAACGCAGACAAAAGCAUUACAUCGCUUGGAGUGGUAUUCAAAUUGUUGGACACGGCGUUGAAGGAAGAGUUGAAAACACAUCCAGAUUAUAGAGAUAUGAUAAUCCCAGAGAACGGCGACGCUAUCAUNAUU